Messenger RNA from Tripterygium wilfordii, 1314 nucleotides. RefSeq names its product rhomboid-like protein 20. The transcript is spliced from 8 exons. Gene Ontology annotation, cellular component: membrane. The coding region runs from base 104 to 979 and encodes 291 amino acids. NCBI's taxonomy places the organism in Eukaryota, Viridiplantae, Streptophyta, Magnoliopsida, Celastrales, Celastraceae. The record is from RefSeq and is a predicted model, not a curated record. Gene Ontology annotation, molecular function: protein binding; serine-type endopeptidase activity.
GGGGAUAUAAAAGGCAACAAAACAAAUUACAGAGCCCAGAAAAACAACACAAGACGGAGAAGAAAAGGUCGUUGAUUCUUCGCUCUCGCUCCUGAAAGCGAAGAUGAACGGCGGCCCCUCUGGUUUUAACAAUGCUCCAGUCACGAGAGCCUUCGUUAUCGCGUCUGCUAUCUUCACUAUCUUCUUUGGGAUCCGAGGUCGCUCUAGUAAGCUUGGAUUAUCAUAUCAGGAUAUUUUCGGCGGGCUUCAUGUUUGGAAAUUAAUUGUGUCGGUUUUUGCCUUUUCUUCUACGCCAGAGCUCGUAUUUGGACUUUAUCUGCUAUACUACUUCAGGGUAUUUGAGAGACAGAUAGGCUCGAAUAAGUAUUUGGUAUUUAUCUUGUUCUCUGUAGUAGUUUCACUACUCCUUGAGGUUCUAGCUUUAGCGCUCCUGAGAGAUCCCAUGGUGAACCUAAUCACAUCUGGACCCUAUGGCCUCAUAUUUGCUUCAUUUGUGCCCUUUUACUUCGACAUUCCAGUUUCAACAUGGUUUCGUGUUUUCCGUGUUCGCUUCUCUGACAAGUCUUUUGUAUAUCUUGCUGGCCUUCAGCUUCUAUUAUCGGCCUGGAAAAGAUCCAUUUUACCAGGGAUAUGUGGCAUCCUUGCAGGUUCAUUGUAUCGUAUGAACAUCUUCUGCAUUCGUAAAGCAAAGUUCCCAGAGUUUGUUGCUUCAUUCUUUUCGAGAUUUUCUUUGCCAUCCAUGGGGAGUUCACCUGGAGCACCAAGUCGAAAUGUUGUAGGAACUGUACCAUCCUACCCAGGUCGCCAUGUGGAGAGAACCUACAGCGCGCCUUCAGCUGCAGAACCACCAGAGGAUGCCAUUGCCACCCUUGUCUCUAUCGGUUUUGACAGGAACUCAGCCAGGCAGGCACUUGUGCAUGCUAGAAAUGAUGUUAAUGCAGCUACAAAUAUUCUUCUUGAGGCACAGUCCCACAACUAAUAUAUCAAGGCUUUAGAGGAACUGAAGAAGGAACUGUUAUGAAUCGACGAAACAAGAUUUAUUGAGAUUGAGGCUUAUGGUUAAAUUGAUAUUUCCCAUUUUGAUCAGGAGUAACUAGCCUUUUGGAAUCCCACCAAAUCGCUUAGGGUAUCAUGCUAAAGGGUUUAUCCUUUCUUUGUUCAUUUUAUCCUGGUUUCUUUUGGGUUUUGUCGCUGCCAUUCAUUUUAUAGUAGUAUCAACACAUGAUGCUAAUUGAAGACUAGGAGCCUGUAGAAUUGUUCAUACACCUUACUUGUAAAGAUGCAAUCUGAGGUAAUGUUGCUUUCUCAAGCAGU